AUGACUUCACUCACUGUGGUGUGCCCGAAUGCGAGACGAUGCCCGAUCAAGGUCACUCCCGGAAAACUGUUACGUGAGGUUCUUGAAGAGGCUUGUCUCAAGCAGGGCUACAAUCCAGAGCAAUUCGAGCUCAUCCAUCAGAAGAAGAGAAUCGACUUGUCGCUACCGUUUCGGCUCACUGGACUUCCCAACAAUGCUGCCGUUGAUCUCCGAGAAAAGGAUAACAUCCAAGAAACCAUAGUGGAAAUUGCUCUACAGGGACUUGAUGGCAAUCGAAAAAUUGGCAAAUUCUCUCUAGAUGCGACUCUGGCGGAUAUGCUACUCUACUUUUCGAAGGAAUUUGAAGACGAUCUGCUCAAGUUUGACGAGACUCUUCAUCCAUCUUGUGCUUUUAUGAAUAAACAGUAUCAAGGAAGGAAAGAACUUGAGUGCACGACACUUCGAUCGAUGGGACUGGGAAGUGGGAAGGUUCUCAUCAGGUUUAACAGAAUUCCUAUGUCAGCUAUGGAGGUUGCACAAACUGAAGAAAGAAUCGAACAAGAACGUCGUAAAAAAGAGGCUUUGGCAGCUGAAUUUCAGAAGAAACGAGCGGAAAACGAGGAACGGGAAAAGAUCGAGAGGGAGAGAAUGCAGAAGUUUGAAGAAGAGCAACGUUCUCAACCAACCCCGAGCGUGUCAAGGGAUGUUAUUUCAAAUUCGAAUCCAAAUUCUUGGUCAUUUGACCGACAUCCUUUCCAAGCAGCAAUUUCAUCUGGACCAGCAAACGAUCGCCUCACGUAUUUAAACAGCCUUCUCAAUAACGUCGAUGCAUCUCUUGCCGGACAAACUUCAAACGGUCAGGUGAAUAACCUUGUGGAACAAUUGGCUUCGGAAGGAAGACUUCAUGGUCAACAAAAUAUGUCGGAACAAUACCCAUUGAUGAAUUUUAAAUUCCCUGAAAAAACAACCGCAAUUGAGGAUGCAGAUAUGGACGACCAAUCCACUUCAAUGACCGCCCAAACCGGCCAAGAUAUCGAAGCACCUGAUCGUCAAAGUGUUUUGUUCACGAAAAGUGAUCAAGUGAAACAGGAGCAACAACGUGCCCUUCUUCCAAAGGCAUACAUCGAGACGAAAAACCGAGAAUUGAAGCUGACUUCUUGGAAAAACACUGUGAUAAGAGCUGUGUUGCCAGAUCGUCGAGUUCUUCAACUGUUAGAUCCUGAGAAAACACUUAUUGAUGUGGGCGUCGCUCCAUCAUCGACGAUUUAUGUGAAAUUUUCACCUCCAAUGGCUGCUUGUGAAGACAUUUUCAAAGUUGAUUCGGUAAAGGAAGUAACGGAAGAAGAAGCGAAUCAAUCGAGCAAAGAAUGGUUGUCAACAAAUGAAGCCUACAAGCCAUGGGUGGGAACUGUUGGUCCAGAGGCUCCUCGUCCAAUGGUGCGAAGACCUGAUGAAAAUCAAGAUGCUGGUCCAUCUGUGAAACGUGAGCCACCCAUGCUCCCAAAAUGGCUCAAGCGA
Messenger RNA from Mesorhabditis belari, 1497 nucleotides. The record is from the annotation of a GenBank genome assembly. NCBI's taxonomy places the organism in Eukaryota, Metazoa, Nematoda, Chromadorea, Rhabditida, Rhabditidae.